CCUUCCUAAAGCCUGACAAAGAAACUUGCAUGACUUCGUCUCAGACUUUCCAGUCUGGGGAAGAUGUGAAAGACGAAGCUGAAGACAGGAAAUGUCGGUUUCACCGACCCGGGAGUGAAUUCGGCGCUGUGAUUGGCCAGGUUGACAGCGUUUUUGUAGUGAACAAAUCUUUCAAACUUCGAGGCUGUGUGUGCGGUCGGUUCGGCGAUAUGGCGGUUAAAAGCUCUCUUGUUUUAGCCUGUAGGGAUUAAUGUCCUCCCGCUGAACGUUUAACAGAGCAUAUCAAAUGGCUGCAAAGAAUCCAAAUCCUCAGGAUAUUGGUGAAUUUGAUCGUAUCCGGAAGGAAAAUGCAGUGCUCCGAGAUGAACUUGUUAACAUGCGCGAAGAAAUCUCAAGUGAACGACACACUCAUGAACAGUUGUUGAAAAGCUUUCAAGUUCGACACAAUGAAGAUUCGAGGAAACUACGGGAGGAGAAGAAGCUCACAUCGAAAUUAGCGGAGGAAAAUGGAGAACUUCGGUUGGAGCUUAAAGCUUUCAGGGAGCGUUCUCUGGCAAAUGGAAGGGAUCACGAAAAGUUACAGGGGUCAGAUGUAAACGAAAGAUUGUUCCAGGAACUCAGUGCUAUGGGGAAACGGCUUGGAUUACUGCACAAUGAUUUACUCUCAAGUCCUGCUCUGAAAAAUUUGGAUGGAAGGCAUGCUGCCAAACGAGAAGCUGGAUCUGUUGUGAAAGACCCCUUAAAGAAACUAGGCACAGAACUGAUGAGCUUAAGAGCCCUACUAACAGCAAAAUCAAGCAUCAGGCUCAAUGGAGUUACAUUACCAGAUCAUAGAGAAGUUAAGACAAAUGGUAUGGCUUCAAAUUCAGUGAGUGGUAAUCAAACAAGUCUACCACCAGAUGACUUAGUCCAUCUCACUGGACCAAUCACAGAAGCUGCACUUCUGGGAGCUCUUCAACAAAGAAGUGCUGCAGCUGAAAAUUAUACAAAUUUAGGUUCUGUGAUGAUUGCUAUGAAUUCAUUUGAUCGAGCUCAGUCCAAAACAGGCCUGCCUCAGAGUUUUUCCGAUAAUCAAAGACUACAGACAGUUAUUCAAAGAGUGACAAGGAAGUUGGCUUAUUCCAGUGCUCCACAAGUUAUUGUUCUAAGUGGGAGUGGAGGUAGUGGGAAGACAUUCACAGCCCAGGCUCUUGUCCAUCAUCUGUUAGAACAGGCUGGGGGAGGAAUGGAUUCCGAUAUCUGUAAGCACUUUCUGGCCUCUGUAGCUGUGAUCCAAUCUCUAGGAAAUGCAAAGACCCCAACAAACUCAGAUUCCUCUAGUGGCAAUUCUUCUACUUGGAAAUGUAGAGUUCGUUGAUGGUGAAGGUCUUGAACUUGAUGUCAAGGGAAAUAAUGAAAUCAAAGCUGUUGCUGCUCUUCUUGGCGUUUCUGGGGUUUCAUUGUACAGAGGUCUGACCACAAAAACCAAGAAUGUGAGAGGGCAGAUUCUUAGAUCGCUGUGUGACUCUGUUACUGCAAAUUCAAACAGAGACAGUCUUGCCAAGGCACUGUACUGCAGGACAGUAGCUGCUAUUGUCCGACGAGUCAACAGCUACAAGAGACCUGCAAGUCUGAUGUCAGUAUCACCCCAAGGAUCUUAUGAGUCAUUGCGGGCUGCAUCCAGUUCUCCUGGAUCAAAUGGGUCUCUGGGUAAAAGUCCACUUACCUCCAGCAAUGGUUUGCUAAUGGCAUCACUUCCUGUGAUUACUCCCCCAUCCACUCCCAGCCUGGAUGGUAGUUUCCAGUUCACCAAGGGAGCCUCUGGACUCAUCGGCAUCAUUGAUAUGUUUGGCUUUGAAAACAGUGAGGUGAAUCAACUUGAACAGCUCUGUGUAAAUCUGUGCUCUGAAACAUUACAACAUUUCUACAACACUCAUAUAUUCAAGAGCAGAGAAGAGUACAGCAGGGAAGACGGUGUUCUUUCAGAUUUUGGAGUGGAUUACUUUGAUAACGCUCCGUGCAUUGAGCUACUCACUUGCCAGCGUGCUGGGAUUUUAACAGUGUUGGAUAAAGAAAGCUUAUUCGCAAGAGGAAGCUACCAGAACUUCUUACAAAAAGUAAAGGGACAGCAUAAAGACAGCGAUAGCUUUUUUGAUCCAGAUCCCGAGAGUUCGUGUUUUGGAGUAUCGCACUACAAUGGAAAUGUCGUAUAUGAUGCCAGCUCUCUUCUUAACAUCAACAGAGACUCAAUUAAUGAUGACAUUAUCUGUGUGUUCUCAAGACAGAACUGUAAUUUUGGUUUCGCUACGCAUCUUUUCACCAAUGAUUUGAAACCUCAGCAAGGACAGACAACAGCUCCCAAGGGGGUGCUUUACAGGAUAUCACCUACCCCUGCUCAGGAGGCGCAAAGCCCCGCAGGAACAGCUGAUGCUCCUCUUCGUACAUUUUCUCAAGGAUUUCAGGAAAAAAUUGAUGGUCUCCUCAAAACCCUGGUUCAAGCGCAACCGACAUUUGUGAGAUGUAUAAAGAUAAAUACCCGUGAGGAGCCAUAUUCCUUCGACCGUGGAAUUGUCAGUCAGCAGAUUCGAGUGUUGCAGAUAUUCGAGACUCUUCAACUGUUACAGUCAGCCCUCGCUAAUCGCAUUCGACUUGAAGCAUUCGCCAAGAGAUAUAGCUUUGUCUCGCCGCGUAAAGUCCGGGGUCUGGAGGAGACUGGGUAUGAGGAUUGCAAAGAUAUUCUGGAGACGCUGAUGAGAAAAGUUGACAAGCCCAAUAAUGACGUCAUGUUUGGCUCUUGGGUACUGGGAAAGAGAUACGUUUUCUACAGUGAGGUUGUGAAGCAAGAAUUGGACAAAUUAUACGAAGAAAGAAAAGUGAAGGCCGUUGUGACGAUCCAAUGCUGUCUCAGGAGAUGGAUCUGUCGAAAGAGAUGGCCAAACCUAAAACGUUCAUUGGAACUUCAGAGAAAAGGCCGGCAGGGUAGCAAAACUAAUCACAGUCUUGUUCGCAGAUCAGUUUCCCCGUCGGAUGAGCUUCGGGUUGACACGAAGGCUGCCGACCAGUCAUGCUGUCUCUUCGGAAUCGAUAUGGAGACUCCCCCACCUUUGCCUAAAAGCCGUCCGUAUACUGUGCUAGGAAAUAUGAAGAUGGGGUUCCCACAAAAUCGUAUCAUGAAAAUGGAUUAUCCAGAUGACGGAAGCGAAGUUCUCCUGAAGAAAGGAGAAGUUGUAAAGGUGGUUCGGGCAUCAGAAAAAAGAGGUUAUCUGGUUAUAGAGCACAGAGGCGCAACAGUUCACUUACCUUUUCAGGUUAUGGAGCUUAAGAAUUCUCCGAACCCUUCACCGAGGUGACCAGGAUGCAGUGAUAAGUAAAGACAAGUUAAGCUAUGGAAAUGUGAUUGAAGCUUGUUGGAGAGGGUUUAGCUUAUUACGUCAGCUAUCCGUUCUAAUCUUAGAAAGCAGAUAGGACUAUGGCCCUCAUAAGCAGAACACCGCAAAGUUACGAGCAUGAACUCUAUUGAAUAAAAGGAAACGUAUCACUCGCAAAAACCUUGUCUUUUGAAAGCGCGUGAAGUAACACACGUGAUGUGCACGUGGACAUCGGCAUUGUGUCAGGAGUUAUUUACAAUUGGCUAGUGCUGAAGAUGGUUAAUCUGUGUACCUAUCUAUCAGCUGAAAAUCAACAGUAACAAUAAUGCAAGUACAGAAGUGGACAUAGCGCAGCAUUUCUUGUCCGAUAAAAUUUACGAUAGCAUCUUGCUGAAGAUUUAUAUAUGUAUAUAGGGUGACAAUGUAUUUUAAGCUCUGUGAGUUUUUACAACCAUGGUGUAAACCUUGACGAAUGAUUUUGUGGAAUGAUUUUUCUUCCUAAGUGAAAAUACUGUUGAAAAAUAGGAAUAUUUUUGUAACGUAUGAACAAAGCAUUUAAAGCUA
Messenger RNA from Pocillopora damicornis (cauliflower coral), 3911 nucleotides. RefSeq names its product unconventional myosin-X. Gene Ontology annotation, molecular function: actin filament binding; cytoskeletal motor activity; ATP binding. Gene Ontology annotation, biological process: actin filament organization. Lineage: Eukaryota; Metazoa; Cnidaria; Anthozoa; Scleractinia; Pocilloporidae. Gene Ontology annotation, cellular component: actin cytoskeleton; cytoplasm; myosin complex. The record is from RefSeq and is a predicted model, not a curated record.